AUGGUAUCAGUUACCAUCACGCUGCUCUACAUCGACAUCGACGGAGUUGACGCAUCAAGAAGCUGUACAUCGACACCGACGUCCAGUUCAUCUACGUCGACUUCGACAGCGCCGAGAACCUCGACGUCGUCUACGCAUCACAUAAGCUCAUCACUGAAGAAUGAGUAUAUGACUGAACGUGACCCUAUAGUCUUGUGGAAUGCAUUGCAUGAACGCUUUGAAAAGAUGGAGACUGUACUACUUCCUCGAGUAAAACGCGAAUGGCAGAAUCUUCGCUAUCAAGACUACAAGACUGUGGAGGAAUACAAUGCCAAACUCUAUGCAAUUGUUACACGCAUGAAGUUGUGUGGACUUAAGCUGACUGAAUCAGAUCUCAUAGAGAAAACCUUGUCCACUUUCCAUCCUAAACAGACAUAUUUAAGCCGCCAGUAUAAGAAAGAAAAAUACAAGAAGUAUAUUGACCUUAGUAAUACUUUACAGCAAGACCAAGGUGAAGAUGAAGAGUUGAUGCAGAAUCAUCUAACUCGCCCUACUGGCAGCUUAAGUAAGCCUGAAGCAAAUGCUGUUUCUUCAUCACAGAAGAAUGAAGGAAAAGGAAAGGAGUCACAGAAGGCACCUUGGAAAGGAAAAAACCAGAAGUUUAAUAACUUCAAAAAGAAGGGACAGUGGAAAUCAAAGAAAAUUCCACCAGGGGGAGAAUAUGGCAAACAGGACCAAGAAUGCUAUAGGUGUGGAAUGAAAGGCCAUUGGUCUAGAAUAUGUCGCACUCCUAAGCAUAUAGUGAAACUCUAUCAAGAACUCAAUGGUCAGCUCAAGAAAAGGAAGACUGAACAUGAAGCUCACUUUGUCUCUAGCCGGAAGUUUGAACAAGGUGAAUCUUCCAAGUCAAAGGAAAUGGAGAUUGACUCUUCAAAGCAUGAAGAGAAGAAUGAAGCUCCAGCUGCUGAAGAAAAUCCUGAAGAUAUGUUAGUAGAUAUCAAACCUACUGACACUAUGGAUGAAAUCAUGAAGAAUCUAGAGAAUAAAAUUCAGCAAGAUGAUGAUGAUGAUCUUCUAGGAGAAGAGCUUGAAGAUAUGCAUGGGGACUCUGUCUAAGUCUUCCAAAUUGUUCCCAACUAUCUAAUAGUAUAGUGGUCUUAAUAUUACAUUAAGUAUUUUAAAAUUCCUGCAUGAAUUUUGUGGUUUGGAGUCAGCUCAUGUAGAGCUUAUUUAUGUAAUAAGAG
This is a messenger RNA of Panicum virgatum (switchgrass), 1223 nucleotides long. RefSeq lists its product as uncharacterized. The transcript has 3 exons. Gene Ontology annotation, molecular function: zinc ion binding; nucleic acid binding. The coding region runs from base 1 to 1095 and encodes 364 amino acids. Lineage: Eukaryota; Viridiplantae; Streptophyta; Magnoliopsida; Poales; Poaceae. The record is from RefSeq and is a predicted model, not a curated record.